This is a messenger RNA of Microcebus murinus (gray mouse lemur), 6015 nucleotides long. RefSeq names its product testis expressed 264, ER-phagy receptor (gene TEX264). Gene Ontology annotation, biological process: protein-DNA covalent cross-linking repair; reticulophagy. Lineage: Eukaryota; Metazoa; Chordata; Mammalia; Primates; Cheirogaleidae. The record is from RefSeq and is a predicted model, not a curated record. Gene Ontology annotation, cellular component: nucleus; autophagosome membrane; replication fork.
UGUGUGUGUGUGUGUGUGUGUGUGUGUUUUGGAGGAAAGAGAGAGAUUUCUGUGUUCACUUCUGGGAAAUCACUGUAGCAGGCUCUGAGAACCCAGAAACCAUCCCAGCAGGGAACUGAAACCAGUCACUGGAGAGAUGGGCUUUUGAAAUAAAUGGGUAUUCUGAGAGGCAGCACAUGCCUACUCUCUAUCCUUAGUGAUUCCAGGGCCUGGGUCUUGCUUCACCUUAGCAUAGACCAUAAUUCUGGGAGGCCAGCCUGAAUAGAGAAGGCUUUCUUUGAUACGUGCAGCUUCUAUUGUGUAGAGGGGUGGGGGUGAGAACAUGGGAACUUGGAAUGCUACCACUUCCUUUUUUUUUUUUUUUUUAAGUGAACCUGAAAAUACUUUGUGAUCUUUCUGCUGUCUCUUUGUGUGCUGGUAGGCAAAUACGCAUGCACACGAAACAAGAGCAUGUGUGUGAGGGAAGCAGGAAAUGUCUCAGAGCAUAGGAACCAUGUUUUACAGUUUCUUUGAUCAGCAACACUUGGUGAACCAGGCCCAAAUGGGGGAGGGCUGAUGAUAAGAGGCUGGACAGAUCAGGCCUGGGUGUUUUCUCUCACUAUUGUCUUCCACAGAAUGUUUUCAAGGGCUCUGCAAGCCCUAUCCAUCUGGUUUAGCCUAAGUUCUCAGCCUGGGAAACAGUACUACUUAGUGAUUUAGGACUACCAUUUGUAGUGAUUCUUGAUUUCCUUUGCUUAGUUUCUUUCUGGAUAAAAAUUGAACAGGGACAAAGUAGCUAUUUAAGAAGGGAAAUAAGUGAACCAUGUUGGGUCCGAUCAUUUUCUUCAGAUUGGAUUACCUGCAAAGUCCUCACCUCUUUGAGUUGUGCUUCUUAAGCAUGUAUCUCAUCAUCUCCUGACUUAAAGAUAACUCUGUCUGAUUCUUAGGAACUCUCUUCCUUAGGAAUUAGUGUGUGGAGUCUCUUUAUACUUCUGAUUCACAACUAAAUAUGAAAUUUCCCACUCCAGGAGCAUGAAGCAAAGAGCUGGGAUAAAGUUUGCUGAUGGGUUGAAAUACUUAACCAAACUUCAACAGUCUGAGUGGGACUGUCACUCCCAAAGCUGUCAGCAGAGAAAGGCCCUCUGUAUCAUUCUAUUCAAAACUGGCUCUGGAAUUGAGUCCUCAUCCCAUGGGGAAGGUCUUCUGGGGGCUUUACAUUCCUUGUUACUAGUGUUCCUGGAUAUCUCUUUCACUUCCCACUUCCUUUUGAUUUCUCAGAAGACUAGUCUCUCUUCUGAGCCAUUGCCUUCUAUGUACCCAGGUAAGAGCUAAGUGGCUCUUCCCCUACCAAAACUCCUGACUUUGUCCUUUCCCCAUAGGACCCCCAGGAGUCUUUCUGUCCCUCUGCUGACUGUUCCCAGGAAAUCAGCACCUCAAGGCCUGAGAAUGCUGCACUCUCCACUGAUCACCUUCAAACUCCGUUCCCCUCCUACUGACUCUUUUGCCUUGCUUAUUCUGCUGUGACCCUUUAAUGUCUGUUCUGUGCUACUAGCUGGCCUUCCAUGAAACCCAAGUCUUAUAACGAUGAACUUCCUGAGCAGGAAUUGUCCACCUUUGUUCUUCAGGGACCUGAGUCUGCACCUUUAACCUCUUGCAGGUAUAUUUGAGAUUGUAAUCUAGUGCAUUGGGGAGGCUUAGCCAGGCAGGCUGCAAAGUCUGUACUACAGAGAGCUGGGGGAGAUUUGGGUACUCUCUGCUACCACUACAGGGGUGAUAUUCAGAAGAGAGGGGACCUCAUACUGUGACCUGACCCGGACCCUCCCUGGAAGAGAGCUCAGCCCAGCUGUGUGUGUGUGUGAGAGAGAGAGUGUGAGUGUGAGAGAGAGUGUGUGCACCUGUGUGUAAAAUGACUGUUAUCUGGUUGUGUUACUCAGGGUGGGCUGGGGACUCACCAGAAGAAUCCCCCCCUAGCCUGCCCAAGACAGGAUUUUUUUCCUUGUACCCUCUUCAGAGAGGUCAGGGGAAGAGGAUCCAGGUGGGUUGAGGGGGUCACAAUGGAUAACCACUAAGGCCACACUGCUGCCAGGAAGAGAAGAGGGAGAUGAGGUGGGCACUUGGCUUUGGUUUUCCGUCUUCUUUCCUCAGGACGCCCUGAGGCCUGGGACCUGGGCCUGGCUUUGAGGAGCAUCUGUAGCUGGGUGAUCCCACUGCUGGUGUGACCAUGGGCUUCCCUCCUCUCUCAGCAGGGCAGGCACUCCUGCCCCAGAGACUGGGCAAUUGGCUGUUUCUAUGACGUAUUUAUUUUUACUUGUGUUUCAUGUCACUUUUUUAAAAAAGCAAACAGAACAAUUGUAAGUCAGUAUAACUGCCUAUCAGUUUUCUUUAUUUCUCUUUUUGUAAAAUAAAAUUUAAACUCAAGAAGGCAAUGUUGUUUGAUCAAGGAAUGGUCUGAAUAGCUCUAUGGCUGGGUAGUGGUGAAAGGACUACAACUCAGAGCAUAGUGGCCACUGGGAUAGCACUUGUGGGGUGAGACAGGUGGCAAGGAAGACUGCUGACAGGCUUUCUGUUGCAGUGGGGUUCACCAGGCUUUUUCUGCUUUUGCUCACCUGAAGGAGGCCUGCAUUUCCAGGCUCUAGGGGAAACAGCAAAGCUAACUUAGAGUGGAUUGAGGCUAGUUGGUCCUCAGCCAUCACAAGUCCUGCAGGGGCAGCCCUGACUAGAUUGUGAGUGGCUGGGGAUUGGACACAGCACCAGUGCCUUCAGAGGGUGGGAGAUGGUGUCUCUGUGAGUGGCCGGUGGCAGAGUAUUCUUACACUGUAUUUGCGUCCUCUAAUUGUCAUCUGAGUUAGGGGAUCUAGCCACUGGCUCACAGAGAGCUAACCAGGGCUUUGGAGUGUGAAAGGGGAAGAGGAGACAAUCCACUUUGGCUCCCUAAAUUUAAUUUCUGUAACGGGAGAAGCCCUGGGGAAACAUUCUCUGGAAAUUUACAAAGGGGGAAUUAAAAAGCCUCUAUAGGGAUUCCUUGGACAGAGGAAGGGUGGAGGAGACAAAGGCCAAGUCUGGGCUCCUGGUAGGAGAAUAGGUGCUAUUGAGAGAACUGGAGUGGAGUGUGGAUGGGGCAGAUGACUGCUGGGUGAGAUCUCAGACCUGUUACAAUAGGGAUGGGGGGCGGGGGCGGGAGAUGAAGAAAGUUCCUUGCAAAGUGGGCUGCUGCCCUCUGGUGGCCAGCUGAGGCCUUGCAGGGAUCCUGCCAAGUGUGGUGCUUGCAAUGUUGGAAGCAGCCUGAGAUGAAGCCUGGCAGGCUGAUGGCCGGCAGGCUGAUGGCCUGCAGCCCCAGUCCCAGUCUCCAGCAAUCUCUCCUUCCACAAUAGAAGUGUGGAAGGUCCUAAGGCACACUCUGAACUCUGACAUGGGGCGCUGGAGUUCCCUAACUAGACUAAAGGAAGUGAACAAAAAGGACAAGAUGAGGAAUGGGCAACUCUAGACAACAGUUUCCUGGGAGAAGCAAAUUAGCUUCUGAGAAGCAGAAUUGACUGUUCAAAUGCUGCAGGCAGAGGUUGUCUGUCUCUGAGCUGGUGCUAUAGCCCCUCCUUGUGUCAUAGGAAAUGCUUCCAACUGUGUAGCCCACCUGCCUGGGCACCUGGGGCUUGGUUAUGUGCCUGACAUUCAUAGGUAAAACAACUGCCAUGACCUGCGAUGGCCUGUCCCUGCAUGCCUAUGGAGCCUGCUGCCCACUUUGCCAAUCUGCCCAGAGGGCUGGGACAGGCCUGACUUUGUGGAUGAGGUUCAAUCUUCCCUGCCUGUGGAAGGAAGAAUGUGAAGCAGAGGGAAAGGAAGCCAGGAUUGCGACGGCCUCUGUGUCCCUAGCCUGCCCUUUGUUAGUGCAGUAGUUGGAUCCACAAGAAGAUGUACCAACUGUGGCUGCUGACUUUUUUUCACCACCGCCUUCCUGGUGUCCCCGUCAGAAUGAUCCCCCUUCCAAACACCAAUCCUUGUCAGGAGCACCAACAUAGUUCUCUGACCAGCCUGUCUUGUAGCUGAGUUUAUUAUGAGCAUCGUUGUCACCUUUCCCACCUCCUCCACCAGAGUCUGGGACUCUCAGAAGGGCAGAGUUUGAUCUUUGAACCCCUAGCAGAGUGCUUUACAGUUUGUAGGUCUUCAGAAAUAUGAGCUGAAGAUGGGACCGGAUCAUCAAGGAUCUUACUCUUGACCUGGGAAUUACCUGAUUAUUGCUACACCAGAAGGGUAGACCAACCUUCCCCAGCCAUAGCCUGGGGCAUUGAGGGAGGAGCUGGGAAGGGGACUUUCCCGACUAACUAGAGGUCCAGGAGGGCGGGGCCCUGACUUUUAUGUUCACACUGUAUUCCCAGCUCCUAGAACUGUCCUGGCAGGGAGUGGUACUCAAUAAAUGUUGGAUGAAUGAUCACCCCUUUGUUCACGGAAGAGGGGUGGUGGGUGGAGGCAAGAAGCGCCGUCCACAGGUGGAAUCCACCAUCUCCUUCCCUGAAUCUAGAUGGGGCUUCAGCUUCCUCGGCUGUAAAACGGGAGCAAGUGGCCUUGUCUUGCUUGGUUCCCAGGUUUGUUGCCGAGCUUCAGUGAGGUUUGGAAAUGGCAGGACUAAAGGCGGCAAAUCCCAGAGGCUGAUACUGUGCUGCGCCUCCCUAACCUGUACAAACGCUCCCUUUGGCCCUCUACUGCACGCCACUGGGCUAACUUCUGCCCAGCGCCUGGGGCCAGGCUGUUACUGGGGGGCUCCUGCCAACCCAGAUGCCCUGUCGUGUUGCUAUGUCACCGGCAACCGGGGAGUUUGUUGGAGGCGGAAGGUACGCGGUGGGUCCAGUUCCAGGAGAGUCACGCUUGCCCGUUGCCAUGGAGAUGGGGCGGGGCAGGCCUCCGCCCUCCGAGUCCCGCGCGCACGCGCCCACGGCCAAGGCCACGUCCCGCCGCGAGAAGGGGCGGAGCGAGCGUGCGCGUUUGGCGCGCGCAGGCUCCACGACCUGGCCCGAGCCGCCUGCGCGGAUCGGCGUCCGCGGCGGGCGGCUGCUGAGGUGCCCCCUGAGAAGUGCCGUUGUGCAGUGGGCAGCAUCCUGAGUGAAGGUGAGGAAUUAGCCUCUCCUGAGCUCAUCCAUCUGUACGAGAAAUUUGGCUUCAAAGUAUUCUCAUUCCCGGCACCCAGCCAUGUGGUGACAGCUACCUUCCCGUAUACCACCACCCUGUCCAUCUGGCUGGCCACCCGCCGUGUGCAUCCUGCCUUGGACACCUAUAUCAAGGAACGGAAGCUGUGUGCCCACCCUCGGCUGGAGAUCUACCAACAAGACCAUAUCCAUUUCAUGUGCCCGCUGGCACGGCAGGGAGACUUCUAUGUGCCUGAGGUGAAGGAGACGGAGCGGAAAUUCCGGGGGCUACCGGAGGCCAAUGAUGCCCAGAUGGAUGGCACAGGAGCUGACACGAUGAGUGACACGAGUUCUGUAAGCCUGGAGGUGAGCCCUGGCAGCCGGGAGACUUCAGCCACCACGUUAUCCCCUGGGGCGAACAGCCGCCGCUGGGAUGAUGGUGACACUCGCAGUGAGCACAGCUACAGCGAGUCGGGGGCCAGUGGCUCAUCCUUUGAGGAGCUGGACCUGGAGAGCGAGGGGCCUUUGGGGGAGCCACGGCUGGAUCCGGAGACUGAGCCCUUGGGGGCCACCAAGUGGCCCUGGGAGCCCAGUACUCCUGAGAAGGGCAAGGAGUAACCUGUGGUCUGCACCUUACCGUGGUGCAGUUGCUAAGGAACUGAGCAGACUCUCCAGCCCUCUUCUUCCUUCACCACCCAGGCCCAGGCUGAGACUGGAGGUGCCUGGGGAACCUGACUUCCCACAUCCCAGGCUUCUUGCUAAGCCUUCUCCUCACUGCCCUUUCGGCUCCCAGGGCCAAAAGAGCCAGGGACUGUUUUCUGUACCAGCCCUUGGGGCUGCUGCCUCUGUUGUUUUUUUUCAGACUCACAUUGGAACUUCCAGGACCCAGAAUAAAGCAAAUGAUUUUCUUGUUUCACCUGGA